GACGCGGGGCGCUCCCGCACCGCGCCCCGAGUCCCGAGAGCGGCCUGCCUGCAGCCUACGGCACGGCCUGCGGCUGCCUGCAGUGGACUGAUGAUUAGAGCGCGUGCGCAGUAGGCGGUAGUAUAAAGCUCCGCUCCCCCGGGGGCGCCGCUCCGGUCUGCCCCUGGUUCCUAUAGCGUGGUGCGACCCGGGAUUCCCUCGUGCUCUCCUGUCCCCCUCCCCCCGCCCCCCUGAGGGGAGGACCCCGCAGAUCCCAUCGGAAUUCACGGCCGCAUCCAGGCCGGCCCUCCCCGCCUCCCGGCGACGACCAAUUCUCCCCUGGGAAUCUUUUAUUUGUCCUGAGCGUGCUGGGACAUACAUGCUGCGCAAUACGACAGACGUCUGCAUGGCAUUUUUGUUCUCGUUUCUCCUACCCUUCAUGAUGUUUAGAUAAUCAACGGUGCUGGGUUUUAGCCCUGUUUUGAAAUUUUGAAUUGUGCUAAGGAUUCAGUCUUAGUCGUGAAAGAUGAAUGGUUCAAAUGGUUCCCAAGAGCAUCAUGUCAGUGGAGAGGAGGAAGUGCAUCAUGUUAGCCGACCCAUUCUGAACAAUGGACCAAAGCACCGUCCAUUGACCCCCAUGAGGCAAUGCCGUGGUGUAGCAUGUGUAGCUGUUAUACUGUCAACAGCAUUCCUGUUGAUAGUUUACUUGGCCCCUAUUACUACUUUUGUUGUGCGGCUGUUCAGCGUGCAUUACAGCCGAAAGGCGACUUCCUUUCUGUUUGGAAUGUGGUUAUCUUUAUGGCCAUUCUUGUUUGAGAAGAUAAACAAAACCAAGGUUGUCUUCUCUGGUGAAAAUGUGAUUCCAAAAAGGCGUGUAUUGAUAUUUGCUAACCACAGGACUGAGGUUGAUUGGAUGUACUUGUGGGAUCUUGCAUUGAGGAAAGGGCAUUUAGGAUAUAUCAAGUACAUACUUAAGAGCAGCUUGAUGAAGUUGCCUAUUUUUAGCUGGGCAUUUCACAUUUUUGAGUUUAUUCCGGUAGAACGGAAAUGGGAGAUUGAUGAAGCAAUUAUCCAGAACAAACUAUCAAAAUUUAAGAACCCCAGAGAUCCUAUCUGGUUGGCGGUUUUCCCUGAAGGCACAGAUUAUACUGAGAAGAAAUGCAUCAAGAGUCAAGAGUAUGCUUCAGAGCACGGUUUGCCUAAGCUAGAACAUGUCCUUCUUCCAAAGACAAAGGGGUUCAUUUGUUGUUUGCAGCAGCUGAGGAGUUCCUUAGAUGCAGUUUAUGAUGUCACAAUUGCAUACAAGCAUCGACUGCCAGAUUUUCUGGAUAAUGUAUAUGGUGUUGAUCCUUCUGAAGUCCACAUCCACAUCAGGACUAUUCAGCUCUCUGACAUCCCCACAUCAGAAGACGAAAUAACUGAAUGGAUGAUAGAGAGGUUCAGGCAGAAGGACCAGCUCCUGUCAGAUUUUUUCGCGAAGGGCCACUUCCCCGACGAAGGAACUGAAGGAGAUUUAUCGACACCGAAGUGCCUGGCAAACGUUUUUGUGAUAGUCGGCUUGACAGGCAUCUGCCUCUACCUAACCCUUUUUUCGUCUGUGUGGUUCAAGAUAUAUGUCGUAGCAAGCUGCGCUUACCUCUCGUUUGUUACCUAUUAUUCCGUUCUACCACCCCAACUGGUAGGUUCACCGGAGGGUGGUGUCAAGGCCAAAAAGGCCGUGUAGAAGAUGAUGUAAUUUGUGACUGAGAACUGUAUAUCCGCCAGCCAAAGAUGUUUACAGCUGGAAGUCUGGCGUGUGUCAUUUUAAGAUUCCCAUUCAUGCUGUAGAGUUUUGAUGUCUGCGUAUGGAGUCAUUUUCUCGUGUCA
Molecule: messenger RNA, 1845 nt
Organism: Setaria italica (foxtail millet)
Lineage: Eukaryota; Viridiplantae; Streptophyta; Magnoliopsida; Poales; Poaceae
Product: probable 1-acyl-sn-glycerol-3-phosphate acyltransferase 5
Exons: 5
Coding region: 506-1702 (398 amino acids)
Cellular component (GO): endomembrane system
Molecular function (GO): acyltransferase activity
Source: RefSeq, a predicted model, not a curated record